ACUCUUCCUGCUUCUACCGACCGGACACGACAGGCUCGCAACGUCCGUGGCUUGGCGCGCAAUUCAAGUCUGCAGAUUGACCGCGUAUCUGGCAUACAUAGCGGUAUCGCGCCCCCGACACUGUUCACAGCCCGCAAACAAAGGGUGUCGCAAUCACAACAACCGCCACGAUGGGGUCGAUAGGCACAUAUUUCCUCGACGUCGUCUACUCCCUUACAAACUGCAUGGUGUGCUUCCCAAGCUCACCGCAGCUCAAAGUCAACAGUCGCAGCUUCAAGAUCCUGCGGUUGCUGGGCGAGGGGGGCUUCUCCUACGUAUAUCUCGUGCAAGAUAAUUCCAACCAGCAACUUCUUGCGCUCAAGAAGAUACGAUGUCCCUUUGGGCAAGAAAGCGUCAGUCUCGCGCUGAAAGAGGUCGAGGCAUACUCACUCUUUGCGCCACACCCGAACAUCAUCCACUCGAUCGACUACUCUGUUGAGACUGACAAGUCGGACCCGUCUGCGAAGACUGUGUACAUCCUUCUUCCAUACUACCGCCGCGGCAACCUACAAGACAUGAUCAAUGCGAAUCUAGUCAACCACACAAAGUUCCCGGAGCGGAGGCUGAUGGUGCUUUUUCUGGGUGUCUGCAAAGCUCUCAAGGCGAUGCAUCAAUACAAGGUGAAGGGAGGGCCCGGUGGUGCGCGGAGUGACGGCAAGGCGAAGAAGGUCAGGAGAGAUGCCAAGAGGGCAGACGCGGAAGCUGCGGAAAGUAUGGAGAUGCGCCCGAGCCGACGGAAUCGCGAUCAUGAGGACGAUGACGAGCUGGAAGCGGAAGGAUUGCUCGAGGAGUCCGAGGUCACAGCAGCGCAUGAAGGCAUUGCGCCUGGUGGAGAGAGAGCAUACGCGCACAGGGACAUUAAGCCAGGAAACAUCAUGAUAGACGAUGACGGCAAGACACCCAUCUUGAUGGAUCUCGGCUCCCUCGCGCCCUCUCCAACCCCUAUAACAUCGCGCUCGCUUGCGCUGCAGGUCCAAGACACUGCCGCCGAACACUCGACAAUGCCGUACCGUGCGCCCGAACUAUUCGAUGUCAAGACGGGCUCCGUCAUCGACACCAAGGUGGACAUCUGGUCGUUGGGUUGCACAUUAUACGCCUGUCUUGUAGGCAAGAGUCCUUUUGAGGCACGGUCAGAUGAGACAGGUGGCAGUCUAAGUAUAUGUGUGCUCGGCGGUGAUUGGAGAUUUCCAGACGAGGGUGUGCAAAGGGGCAAGCAAAAGGCUAACGCUGAGGACGCCGUCUCGGACAGCGUAAAAGAGGUGGUGCGAAAGUGCUUGAAACUGGAACCGAGUGAACGACCCGACGUUGACGAGUUGAUUAGCAUCGUGGAAGACGUGCUGAAAGAGCUACCGGAAGAUGGAUCGGAUGACUAAAUGGGGUGUGCUUGGAAUGACGCUGGACUGACGGUAUGGUCUUGUCGCGUGGCGUGUGUUGGCUUUCCUGUGUCUCGGGUGGUGGAGUAUCCAUCUUUCAUGGAUGGAAAAUGCCUUGAUAUUACAAUAUACCCGGUUCAUGUCUUGGCUUGAUUGGAUAUUUGUCGCGACGGAACGCUUGAGUUGAAGAAAGCAUGUGAGGGCGAACAUGUGACAGAGGCGGCUAAUCGCAAAAGGGAAUCCACC
Exserohilum turcica Et28A is the source of this 1658-nucleotide messenger RNA. RefSeq lists its product as uncharacterized. Lineage: Eukaryota; Fungi; Ascomycota; Dothideomycetes; Pleosporales; Pleosporaceae. Gene Ontology annotation, cellular component: cytoplasm; Golgi apparatus. The record is from RefSeq and is a predicted model, not a curated record. Gene Ontology annotation, biological process: regulation of vacuole fusion, non-autophagic; protein phosphorylation; vacuolar protein processing. Gene Ontology annotation, molecular function: ATP binding; protein serine/threonine kinase activity. The transcript has 3 exons. The coding region runs from base 171 to 1412 and encodes 413 amino acids.